Scophthalmus maximus (turbot) is the source of this 1127-nucleotide messenger RNA. RefSeq names its product enkurin, TRPC channel interacting protein (gene enkur). The record is from RefSeq and is a predicted model, not a curated record. Bases 154 to 927 code for a protein of 257 amino acids. Gene Ontology annotation, cellular component: acrosomal vesicle. The transcript is spliced from 5 exons. Gene Ontology annotation, molecular function: calmodulin binding. Lineage: Eukaryota; Metazoa; Chordata; Actinopteri; Pleuronectiformes; Scophthalmidae.
AACAAAUUCCCACUGACCCAAUGUUAGCUGCUGUCAUUUUUUUUUUUUUUGUUGGUUCAUGUCGUUAUACAGCUGAACUUUAUUAAUCAACAGCUUAACGGUUGUUGUUGUUUUUAAUUUAAAAAUAUUAAAUCCUGCUCGAAGUCAUUCAACAUGUCGGAAGUUGUGCGUCCACCAGAAAGCGCCUACAACCUUUUGCUGAGGGAAGAGGUUCGAAUACAGAAGCCGCCGAGGUACAUGUCCAAGUUCAGACCGGCAGUCGUGCUUGAGAAAAAGCUUGUCAAGGACGCGAUGAGGACGAUGGGACCGGCCAAAGUCGAGGUGGCGUCCCCUGACAAAUACCUCAGAAAACAUUCAAAAGAGCCCAAACUGUCGGAAAAAGCGCCACAGUCCUCAAAAGGGGUUCGUAACGGCUGCGCCGCGAGGAAACCGGCUGUUCCUGCGAGGACGGACAUCCCGCCCAUGGGCCUUCACACCAAGAGAGACUUCACGAAGACGACCACGGUCGUGCCGAUGAAGCCGCAGCCGACCUGCGUGGACGCCAAGACGGGGCACAAGCAGCGCCUUGAAAAUUCCGGACUCGUCCCCAAGUACAUCAAGAAAAAGGAUUUUGGAGAAGUACCCGAUUACCUCCUCCAGCGCAGCAAAGAGAAGCAGCGAGCUCAGGAACAGUACGACGACUACGUGGCGGAGCAAAAGGAGCGGGGAGCCAUGAAACACCUGACCGACUCCGAGCGGCACGACGUCCUGCAGGGCCUGAAGAAGAACUGGGACGCGCUGCACCAGGAGUACCAGGGCCUCUCGUUCGUCAUCGACACCCUGUCGAAGAAGUCCCACAAGCUGCGGCUCGAGGAGGCGAUGAAGCAGCUGGAGGACGACAUCAACCUCAUCGAGCGGUUCAAAACCAUCUACAUACCCAGUCACUAAGACGCAAAGACAAAUUGUUUAUGUAUUCGUAUUAAUUCUUGCACUUUCGUUAGUCGCUUUGGACAUAAAAAAAAGUUUAAUUAAUGUAAUUUAAUGUGACAAAAAACUCUUGGAAUCCGAUUUUUCUGUAUUUCUUCAGCUCCCCCUCAGUUCAGUUUUCACAUGGAGCUUGAAAAAAAUAAAUUUGUUAAAAAACAUGA